Acaulospora morrowiae is the source of this 3072-nucleotide messenger RNA. NCBI's taxonomy places the organism in Eukaryota, Fungi, Glomeromycota, Glomeromycetes, Diversisporales, Acaulosporaceae. The record is from the annotation of a GenBank genome assembly.
AUGUCUAGAAUUGUUCCGACUCCCGAACAAGUUGGAGAGUCAAAUCACUCAAAUCACUCAAAUCGCGUUACUUUUGAUCUUCCUAAAGGAACCACUUCCCCUAGUCGAACCCCUUCUGUGAUAUCUGUAUCUUCCUUAAAUUUCACUUUAAAACAACCGCAUUAUCACCCUUUACACCAACCUUCAUGGCGUGAACAACUAGCUGUUGAACUAGACAAUUCAGCAAUUGGUAGCAUUUGGAAACUGGUGGACGCUUUCAUAAACAUACUGCUGUGUGCGAUCUAUAUUGCAAACACCGCACACCUGAAAAAAGAACUACCACUGUUCAACGUAUGCUUUGAGGCAGUAAUGGCGAUCUUGUUGCUCAUGGAAUACAUUCCAAAAUUUUAUAUAUACGAAUUUGAGACAUGGGGUUCGUUAUUUACCAGGGCUUCACCUAUCCUUACGGCCUUAACUGUCAGUCCGGUUUUCGUCGCCGUUUGGGGCUCCGUCAUAAAAGAAGCACGUUAUGUUGUCUUUUUUUACCCUUUCCGAUUUAUUCGUUGUUACCUAUCGGUGUAUGAUUGCCUCGUGAGAAGCGAAAAAUCAGUUUUGAGAUUAGGGCAAGUCACGAGCAGAGUGUUGAUCUUUUUGGUGUCAAUCUUAUUCCUCGUACUUACCAGCUCAUCGUUAUUGCAUGGUGUUGAAUAUGCAUAUAUGGCAACCGUAUUCUUUACAACAAUUAUGUUGGGUACUGUCGGUUAUUUGAGUGAUAUUGUACCCGACAAUGCAUUUCCAAGGAUUCUUCUUAUGGUGAUAUUCAUCACCGGUUUGAUAUUCAUUCCGUAUUACAUAACGGAAUUGACCUCUUUGAUAAGAUCAAAAUCGGUUUACGACAAACCAUUUCGAAAAAUUUCACAACAACCACACGUCAUCAUAAUAGCACCGACAAUUGAGCUACCGUCGUUAAGACAUUUCUUGAAAGAGUUCUAUUCGUUGGCACAUGGCUCUGCGACAUUUAACACCAAAGUAGUCAUCCUAAAUUCCACUGAUCCUACCGAACGUGUAAAAACUUUUUUGUCUGAUCCGGUUUAUGCUCACCGUGUGCAAUACAUUCGAGGAAGCCCUCUCGAUGCUCGCAGUCUCGAAAAAUCUAACGCGAGAAAUGCGUCGGCAUAUUUCAUUCUUGCAAAGAAAUUUACACAACAGAGCGAGAUUAUUGACGCGGAAAAUGUGUUGAGAGCAAUUGCUUUGAGGAAAUUUAACGUAGGUCCCAAGCUCUAUAUUCAAUGCAUCCUCCCGGAGAAUAAAGUGCACUUCGAAAGUUUGAAUCCAGAACAAGUCAUUUGUACCGAUGAAUUGAAACUAGCCAUUCUUGCCCAUUCGUGCCUUACCCCUGGACUUUCCGCUCUUCUGUAUGGUCUCAUUACUUCGUUCACCUAUGAAUCCCUGCAAGACCUGAGAAGUGGGAAAAAAAAUAGUUCUUUUGGUUUUGACAGUGAAAUCAUUGAAGACUACGUCACCGGAUUUUCCCAAUCGAUUUAUACGACCACCAUAUCCGAUCAUUUUUCCGGGCGACGAUUUCUGUCAGUGGCUGAGUGCCUUUACGAUAGUUUAGGUGUUGUUCUGUUUGCAAUUGGAAUUCCAAAACAACGUUCAUUUAACAAUAAUUGGAUGUUGGAUUAUAGCGAUGAAGAAGAGAACGAGGAUUCUAAAAAUUACAUGGUACUGAUAAAUCCUGGCGAUUAUAUUGUUAAAGGGGAUGAAAUUGGGUUUAUCAUUGCGUCGAACGGUGCGCUGAUUGAUGGUGUGUCAAGUUAUGAAUGGCAGAGUUCGCAAAGUCGAACUAAUCUAAUGCCAGAACGACAUAUGCCCUCGGAAAAGCAUCCUUUGUUAGCGGGGGAUAAAUUGAAGAACAUUGGUGGUGGCAAUUAUGACACCAAGAAACCAACAAUCUCAUCUGAUCAUCAGCAUUACGAUUACCCUCAUAGGCCGGAUUCAUCUACGUUAAGACGUCAUCGUGCACUUUCAACGCCUCUCUCAUUUUCUGUGGAUUAUCCUCAUGAUCUUGCAUCACACGAUUAUUCAGCAAUGUCCAGCAAUCUACCAUCCUCUCACACACAAGACAUCGAACAUUCACUGAUAGAUUCGAUUGUUGGACACAUUCUAUUGUGUGAUUACUCUCCAACAUUAUUUCCUCGAAAUCUUGAUUGCUUCGUUAGUCCAUUGCGUAAAUCAUAUUUAGAGAAAAUUACGCCCAUAAUAAUUCUAUCACCUGUGAGGCCAAGCCAGAGCCAGUGGAAAAUAUUGAGUCAAUUCGAUCAGGUUUAUUUUGUGCAAGGAAAUCCAAUGACAAGAGAAGGUCUAGAGAAUGGUCGAGUGAGAUAUGCAAAACAAGCUGUAAGUGACCAUUUUUUAUUUAAUGAAUUUUCCGGAGUGUUACUCAACAUAAACAUGCUACAAACAGGUGAUCCUGACAGAUUCCACAAGGAUAUUAAGGUAGAAAGUCUAUGCCGUUAUGCAUGUACAACCUUAUUGAAUCUUCACAUCUCUAAUAAAGUGACAUCCUGCAAAAAUAGGAAUGGUGAAAAAGCUGAAGACGCAUCAUCAAUGUUGGUAUUCCUAAAUAUUAAGGCAAUGUGCAAAGAAGAUAUUGAUGUAUUCGUGGAAUUCGUUCACAUGGAUAAUAUGAAAUUUAUGUCUGAGGAUACUUCAACCAUAGAUCAAAACAUGCAACCCCACCUUUCUCCAGCUUUUAUGACAGGAACUUGCAUCUCAUUAUCGAUGUUGGACAGCAUCAUUUGUCAAUCAUUUUAUCAGCCACAUCUCGUAUCCAUUGUCGAACAAAUGCUCUUUGGUGCGCCUCCAUUGCAUCUACCUUCCGGUGCCACCUGUCCCGCCCCUGCUCAUUCGCACAUUUUCCAAAUCCCGGUACCUCGACUGUUUGUUGGAUAUCAGUAUAGUGAAUUGUUCCGAUUUUUGUUAAGCGAGAAAAAGUCCAUACCUUUAGGGCUAUAUCGCGCUAAAAGAGUGAGAACUUCGUCCGGACACAUAAAAGAAAUGAAAUAUGUAUACACAUGUCCAAAACAUAAU